AUGGAAGAUUCAGUGGACACAGACAUGAGCCCCCUAAGGCUCCAGAACUAUCUUUUUGCUGUGGAGAAAGAUGCAGAGUCAGAAGAUCAAAAGGAAGAGGAUGUAAAACUCCUCAGUAUAUGUGGAAAGCCUUCUGUCUCUGGAUGUGGUAGUAACAUUCCACAGAAAAAAGUAAAAUUUGGUGCCAGUGGAGAUGAUGAUGAUAAUGAUGAUGAUGAUGAGGAGGAUGAUGAUGAUUUUGAUGAUAAAGAAGCUGAAGAAAAGCCUCCAGUAAAAAAAGGUCAAGCAUCUUUCAAAAAACAGGAAAAGACUCCCAAAACACCAAAAGGACCUAGUUAUGUAGAAGACAUCAAAGCAAAAAUGCAACCAAGUGUGAAAAAAGGUGAUUCUCUUCCUAAAGUAGAAGUCAAGUUCAUCAGUUAUGUGAAGAAUUGCUUCUGGAUGACUGACCAAGGGGCUAUUCAAGAUCUCUGGCAAUGA
Molecule: messenger RNA, 480 nt
Organism: Prionailurus viverrinus (fishing cat)
Lineage: Eukaryota; Metazoa; Chordata; Mammalia; Carnivora; Felidae
Product: nucleophosmin-like
Exons: 3
Coding region: 1-480 (159 amino acids)
Biological process (GO): chromatin remodeling; ribosomal large subunit biogenesis; ribosomal large subunit export from nucleus
Cellular component (GO): cytoplasm; nucleolus; nucleoplasm
Molecular function (GO): chromatin binding; RNA binding; histone binding
Source: RefSeq, a predicted model, not a curated record